This is a messenger RNA of Penicillium robsamsonii, 426 nucleotides long. RefSeq lists its product as uncharacterized. The coding region runs from base 1 to 426 and encodes 141 amino acids. NCBI's taxonomy places the organism in Eukaryota, Fungi, Ascomycota, Eurotiomycetes, Eurotiales, Aspergillaceae. The record is from RefSeq and is a predicted model, not a curated record. The transcript has a single exon.
AUGGGAGACCCCAUCCCAACAUUGAGGUAUAUCAAAUCUCAGUUGAUGUUCUAUGCCGUCAUAUUCCUAUUCUAUAUGCAACACGACCCAUCUUUCCAAAUCCCAGAGGCUAACCUGAGAGUCGAACGGUGCAGUGGCGCCCCCAACCUUGGUAAAGGAAAGCGGAAGGCCCGCGAGGGAUCGGAAAGUUCAUCUUCAACCGACCCAAUUGAAAGUCUGGUGGAACCUGAGGCGCUGGCUAAUGAAAUUCCCCUCGUUGGACCCGGCGCCGCCCGUGAACUAGCCCAAAGGAAGAAGGAUAGUGAAGGGAAGAAGGACGAUGAUAAGGGCAGCCUGAACAUCAGGAUCCAUCUGGACUUGCAUGCUAAGGUCAGGUUGGAUUUAGAGGCUGAUUUAUAUGGAGAUAUUGUGAUUGGGUUGUUAUGA